AUGGCCGGGCCCCGUUACCGCCCGCCGGCACCGCGGGGCGGCGGCGCGGGGAGCGCCGGGGGCAUCGGCGCGGAGCGGCCCCCGCCCCGGGGAUCGGCGGGGCGGGGGUCGGUACCGGGCACGGGACCCCGGGUACCGGCGAACGGGGCUCGGCGCGCAUGCGCCGGCGGCCGUGGGGGCGGUGGGAUCCCCGGGGGUGAGGAGCGGGGCCGGUCCGCGCCUGGGGACCCCCGGGACGGUGCCCACUCGCGCCGCUUCCCCCGGGCGGGGGGUGGGGGGUGGUCGCGACACGCGGACACGCGUGAGGCGGGGGUCCCGCGCCGCAGUACCGGGGGCGGCCGCUCGGGGGCCCCCGAGCGUGGCGGCGCGCACCCCUCCACGGGGGCUGAACCCCCCUCGUGCACACACAGAGCUCUGCAGUUCCUGCUGGGCGUGUGCAAGAACGUGCACACACACACUCAAGUCCGCAGCACCCCCUCUGCAGAGGCUGCAGCCCCAGCACACUGGGAACGACUGCAGCCCCCACUGCAGCACAGGCGCAGCCCGCAGACACUGCAGCCCGUGCACAUGCACCCCCGGCUGCAGUCUCGGAACACACGUAUGCACACGGGCCAGUGCAGGUACCGGUCCCCGCGGUCCGUCAGGCGGCCCCGGUGCUGGGGUCCCCGCCGAGCCCGGGCUCCCCGGCGGCGGCGCGGGGCCGGGGCCGCCGGCGGAAAGUGUGUCACUGGGGCACGAGGCUGUCCCCGGGAAUCACAUGGGGGAGGCGGCGGCGCCGCGUGCGGCCCAGUGCGCAGCCGCGGCCGGUGCGGGGGGCGGCGGGGCGGGCGGCGGGCGCACAACAGCCCGCACCGGGCGGCGGCGCGGCACGGCUCGGCGCGGCUCCGCUCUGGGAGGCUCAAGGGGCCGGGACAGGAUGGCGGCCCCCGAGGCCGGCAGCACAGGUCAGUGCCCCGCCGGAGCCCCCCAACCCCGGGACCACCGUGCGGGCACCGGCACCGGCAGCGGUCCCCAGCACCGGAGCGGAUCGGGGGGCAGCGCUUCGGGACUGCGGCGAGGGGCUGCGCGCUGAGACCGCGAGUUGGAGGGGUCCGGACACCGGGACCAAGGGGUCCCGCACGCCCGACCGGGCAGGAUGCGCACCGGGGCCACGUCCCGGAACGGGGCUCCGUCCUAUCGGGACCGAGGGGUCCUGCAGAGCGGGUGCGGGGGGAUGGUGACAAGCUGGCUCUGGCGCGUGGCAUCUGUGCCAGCGGCACCGUGUGCGGCGGGAGACACAUGGCCGUGGUGAUCCCGUGUGUCCCCGACAUCACCAUCCACGUGUCCCAGCCCGGAGUCGUGUCCCGGUGCUGCUGUCCCUGCCCCGUGAGUGGGGUGAUCAGCUACGUGGGCUCCAACGGCGCCUCUCCCACCCGCACCAGUCCCGUGUCCCUCUGCAGCGACAGCUCCAACAGCAGCUCCCAGUCGGGCUCGCAGCCCUUCCCCACGUACUUCCCACCGUCGCCCACCGGCUCCCUCCAGGAUUCCCGCGCCUAUGGCGGAGCCACGCUGGCCCCCCAUGAAGACGGCUCUCCUUCCUCCUCAUCCUCCUCCUCCUCCACCUCCUCUUCCUCGUACAGCUCCUCGGUGAAUUUCCCCGGGGUGCAGCCGGUCCCCGCGGACGAGCGGCGCCGCAGCUCGCCGAGCAAAGCCGGCAGCACCGUCACGAAGCUCAACGGGAUGGUGCUGCUCUGCAAGGUCUGCGGGGACGUCGCCUCCGGCUUCCACUACGGCGUCCACGCCUGCGAGGGCUGCAAGGGCUUCUUCCGCCGCAGCAUCCAGCAGAACAUCCAGUAUAAGAAGUGCCUCAAGAACGAGAACUGCUCUAUCGUCCGCAUCAACCGCAACCGCUGCCAGCAGUGCCGCUUCAAGAAGUGCCUGCUGGUCGGCAUGUCCCGUGAUGCCGUGCGCUUCGGGCGCAUCCCCAAGCGGGAGAAGCAGCGGAUGCUGGCGGAGAUGCAGAGCGCCAUGGGCGGCAUGGCCAGCGCCCCACCGCCGAUGCCGGGGCCCGGCGAGGGUCCCGCCGCGGGCGGGGUCCGCGCACCGCCUCCCGGCCCCCCGCCGCUCGCCCCCCCGGCCUGCUUCUCCCAGUUCCCCCAGCAGCUGACGCCGCCCCGCUCGCCCAGCCCCGGGGGGGCCACCGAGGACGUCAUCGCGCAGGUGGCCAAGGCCCACAAGGAGAUCUUCAUCUACGCGCACGACAAGCUGGGACCCCCUCCCGCCUGCGACAGCGGUCUUCUGCGCUGGGACGCGCCCCCCGCCUGGGGCCAGGGGAGCCCCCGAUGCCCGCUGACCCCUGGUCACCCGCAGGCGUGCCCCAUGAACAGCCACGUGCCCGGCCGCAGCGGGCGCUCCGUGCAGGAGAUCUGGGAGGAUUUCUCCCUUAGCUUCACCCCCGCCGUCCGCGAGGUCGUGGAGUUCGCCAAGCACAUUCCCGGCUUCCAGGCGCUCUCCCAGCACGACCAGGUCACCCUGCUCAAGGCUGGCACCUUUGAGGUGCUGAUGGUUCGCUUUGCGUCGCUGUUCGACGUGAAGGAGCAGACGGUGACGUUCAUGAGCCGCACGCGGUACGGGCUGGAGGAGCUGUGGGCCAUGGGCAUGGGGGACCUGCUCGGGGCCAUGUUCGACUUCAGUGAGAAGCUCAGCGCCCUCGAGCUCAGUGACGAGGAGCUGGGGCUCUUCACCGCUGUGGUCCUUGUCUCAGCAGACCGCUCGGGUAUGGAGGACACAGCAUCAGUGGAGCAGCUGCAGGAGACGCUGCUGCGGGCCCUGCGGGCCCUCGUGCUGAAGACGCGCCCGGCUGAGACCUCGCGCUUCACCAAACUGCUGCUGAAGCUGCCGGACCUGCGCACCCUCAACAACCUCCACUCCGAGAAGCUGCUCUCCUUCCGCAUCGAUGCCCAGUAG
This is a messenger RNA of Sturnus vulgaris (Common starling), 2946 nucleotides long. The record is from RefSeq and is a predicted model, not a curated record. NCBI's taxonomy places the organism in Eukaryota, Metazoa, Chordata, Aves, Passeriformes, Sturnidae.